AACUCCAGUAGGAGGAGGAAAUUAGCAGAAAGCAACAGGCUUUUAAACUUUAAAAAGACAGAUUAAAGUGUCUGAACCUGCCACUUGUUCAUUUUAACUUUCAAGCAUUUCUUUGGAGCUUGUAUUCUUCAUUUUGGAUAAGGAAGGUAGGCGUUUUUGACAAUGGGUGAUUGGAGUGCCUUAGGACGACUUCUUGACAAAGUCCAGGCCUACUCCACUGCAGGAGGGAAGGUAUGGCUGUCAGUUCUCUUCAUAUUCCGCAUCUUGCUAUUAGGAACUGCAGUGGAAUCCGCUUGGGGAGAUGAACAGUCAGCAUUUCGUUGUAAUACUCAGCAGCCUGGUUGUGAAAAUGUCUGCUAUGAUAAGUCAUUCCCAAUCUCUCAUGUACGUUUCUGGGUUCUUCAGAUCAUAUUUGUUUCUACUCCUACCCUGUUAUAUUUGGCUCAUGUGUUUUACUUGAUGCGUAAAGAAGAAAAGCUAAACAGGAAGGAAGAGGAACUUAAAGUUGUUCAGAAUGAUGGGGGCAAUGUGGACAUGCACCUUAAGCAAAUUGAGAUAAAAAAAUAUAAGUAUGGCAUUGAAGAACACGGCAAGGUCAAAAUGCGAGGUGGACUACUCCGCACCUAUAUCAUUACCAUUUUAUUUAAAUCAUUCUUUGAAGUUGGAUUCAUUCUCAUCCAAUGGUAUAUGUAUGGCUUUAGCUUGAAUGCGGUCUAUACAUGUCAGAGAGAUCCCUGCCCACAUAAAGUAGAUUGCUUCCUUUCUCGUCCAACUGAGAAAACCAUAUUUAUCUGGUUUAUGUUGGUAGUUUCUCUAGUAUCCCUUGCUUUGAAUAUCAUUGAGUUGUUCUAUGUCACCUACAAAAGUGUCAAGGAUAACAUCAAAGGAAAAAGAGAGCCAUACUCUCCCAGAAGUGAUGUAAACCCAGCAAAAGACUGUGGUUCUCCAAAGUAUGCUUAUUUUAAUGGGUGCUCUUCUCCAACUGCUCCAAUGUCACCACCAGGUUACAAGCUUGUUACUAGUGAAAGAAAUGCUUCGUCCUGUCGUAAUUAUAACAAGCAAGCAAGUGAACAGAACUGGGCCAAUUACAGUGCAGAACAAAACCGGAUGGGUCAAGCAGGAAGCACCAUUUCUAACACUCAUGCACAGCCGUUUGAUUUUCCAGAUGAACAUCCAAAUACAAAGAAAGUAACUCCUGGACUUGAGCUACAGCCUAUUGCUAUAUUAGACCAUAGACCAUCAAGCAGAGCAAGCAGUCAUGCAAGCAGCAGACCCCGACCUGAUGACCUGGAGAUAUAGUGCACAUCUGCAACUUUUAUUCCAAUGGAGAUGGUACUUAGUCUCACUGGAGAUUUAACAAACUUAUAAAAAACAAAACUUUUGUAAAGUAUUUUUUAUGAAGAGGGAGGUACAUUUUGGUAUUUAAAUAGCUUAUUACUAAAAGACUAAGAAGACUAGACUUCACAUACAUCUUUUUAGAAUGUAUGUAUAAGAUAGAUUAUGUGUUUUAAUGUACCCAGAGAAAAAAAAUGUUUAAGGAUAGAUGUUGUAUUGAUGAAUAAUUGGUACAAAACUACUUUUUUAAAAAAGGGGGUUUCUUACUGAGCUGUUUUAAAUUAGAUAAAUGAUAGUUUGACUGUCUGGAACAGUAUUUAACUAGUUCUGCAAUAUUUUUCUAGAGACAUGAGUCAAUAUAUAGUGGGGUUCAUGGUUUCUUUCUAUUUUUAAGGACUUAAGUCACUUUAAAUAUUGCUGAUUUCUGAAGUGUCCUUUUUGGGUGAGGAAAUUAGUCUGUUACCUUUUGCUGUAUGAAAGAGAAGUUGACGCAGUACAAUUCAAAGCAGGGAAUCACAGUGCUUAGACUGCAUUGAAUUAAACACAGACCCUGACAUCCUUAACACACAAAAUCUAAAUUCACUAACUAUGCUAAUACAUUUUCAGUGAUAAUAAAAAAAACUCUCCUAUCAUAUUCUAUAAAUCUGAGCCACUGUAUUGUUUUGUAGCUACUCUAGUCUUUGUGAACCAGUUCUGUAUAUCAGUGACUAGAGACCUCUGUACCCUAUAUAUUAUAGGACUAGUAACAAGUUGACUUGAAGACCAAUACAUUAUAAGUUGUAGACCAAACAAGAAAUUUUACUCUACAUUUUAAUGUUGUUAUUAUUUAAUGUAAAUUUGGGUUCUAAUUGUUUUUCCUGUUUUAUUCUGUAGCAUAAAAUUCAUUUCUGAUAAUGUAGUCUCACCAAGCACUGUGAAAAACAGAUUUCUGUUGGAAAAAUAGCUAAAGGAAAUGCAUAUGGGACAAAAUAUCAAAUUCUAAUAGUGUGAAUCCACUUGUUCCAUAACAUUACCAAGCGAUAAACCACUAUUGAUAAAACAUCUCAGAAAACAUCCAUUUCUCCCAGUGAUUUCCUAAAUCAUAAUACUUUAACUUCACUGUGUCUGUGAUACACAUUCCAAUAUUUUUCUCCUACUUCCAUAUAUCCAUAAUUCAUUUGUUACAGAUUCUAAAUUAACUCCAUGGAUUGUCAAUACAACUUAAUGGAAACCAACUUCUUACCUGGCAUGAUAAACUGUGUAUGAUAUGUUAUUGAAUCAGACCUGCUGUGACCAAAUGAUAUGGAGUCUAUAAAAAAAACUGUUACAAGUGAAAAAAUGUCCUACAGUUGCUCUAACAAAGAAAACAGGUACCUGGUACAUCAGAAAACAAUGUCAAUACAGAAGCAUCAAGCAGAUCUGAUGUAAUGGUGUUUACAUAGUCCAAACAUGCAUUUAAGGCACAUAAUAAACUUUUCUAUACAAUAUUGUUUUUUUUUAAUGUAUCCAAACAUGGAUGCUAUCAAGGUUAUUGUUAGGAUCUUCUUUAAUCUGCUUUCAUUAAAUGGGAGAAAUACUUUGCUGGCGUAAAUGAUUCUAUUUCAUUAACAUGUAAUCAAAAUAUGCUUGAAUGAUAGUUGUAGUACUGUAAAAAGGUUUAAUUUGGUUGUAAUGUGAGAAGUGUAGAUGAAAUGCAUAGAGCUGGAACACGAUUUAAAUAUAGCUACAUGGGUUUUGCAUUAAGCAGACCCACACAUGUGAAUUAUGUACUGUACAUUAGACGUCAUUAUACUGAUGAGAUACAUUUUGUACGUUUGAUCAUAAAUUCAUAAUUUGGUUGCUUCAACCAUUGUUUUGUUUGCACUUAGGGUUUGAUUGGAAUACAAGAUAGCCUGGAAUGACGAUUAUUCCAUAAUACAUAUUUAGAACUAAUUUAUUUUAAAAUACUGCAUCUCUUAGACACCACAACAUGAUAUCUACAGUUAUAUUAUUUUAAUCCAGCUCUAAACAUUUAAAUGCUUUUUACCCCUAGGCUCAUGGGAGGAAAAAAAAAGCAUUUCUACCCUACACAGAAUUCAAAUGUUUUGAUGUUUUUCAUAAACUACUGUUACGUUCAGCUUCAUUGCAUGUAAGCAGUCAUGGUUAAUUUGCACAUGGUCUCUGAAGUGCUUACUUUAGUCAAUAAAGUUCUACUUUAGUA
Bombina bombina (fire-bellied toad) is the source of this 3514-nucleotide messenger RNA. It is a transcript of the gene GJA1, whose product is annotated as gap junction protein alpha 1. Gene Ontology annotation, biological process: cell-cell signaling; heart development. Gene Ontology annotation, molecular function: transmembrane transporter activity. NCBI's taxonomy places the organism in Eukaryota, Metazoa, Chordata, Amphibia, Anura, Bombinatoridae. Gene Ontology annotation, cellular component: connexin complex. The record is from RefSeq and is a predicted model, not a curated record. The coding region runs from base 163 to 1299 and encodes 378 amino acids. The transcript is spliced from 2 exons.